AUGUCUUCACAACAUAGAAUCACACUCGCAACCUUUCUAAUUUUAUGCUUGUUGUUGUCUGUUUGUUGCAUUUAUGUGAAUGCCACAGCUUCAUCAUGCAGAGCUCCAGAAACCUCGAAAUCUAGCUCAAAACGAAGAGCUGUAGUAUUGGAGAAUGAUAAUCCAUCUUCUGAACAGCAAUUAAUUAGCAGCACAACUACCAAUAAACCUGCCGAAAGCUCUUCCUCGCAACCAACAACCACAGCCACAACAUCAAACUAUCCAAUAUCACCAGAGGCAAAAUACUACAUUGACAAACAACCAACCACAUUCCACAUAACAGGUCCACUCGAUCUCAAACUCUCCAAACGUUCAGAAACAUUUCGUGGUUCUGACAAAAUCAAAUGUGUUGCCUGCAGAAUGGAUUGCAUGAAGAAGGUCCAUCCAGAAAUUGGCUCCUUCUUCGAGUCAUGCAGAGAUCAAUUCUACUAUUAUGGUUGUCAGAAGAAACAACCAUGUUACGAGGCAGUGGAUGGAGAUUUUGUAUUGGAGAUGGCUAUUGGAAUUUGUUUGGAAAAGAAUGGAUGUAUUAUGAAGAAGGCAUUCCUUUCUAAUGGAAAUGCUGAUAGUAGUUCACAAUCUGAUGGGCAAUAA
Messenger RNA from Naegleria gruberi, 633 nucleotides. RefSeq lists its product as uncharacterized. NCBI's taxonomy places the organism in Eukaryota, Heterolobosea, Eutetramitea, Acrasida, Naegleriidae. The coding region runs from base 1 to 633 and encodes 210 amino acids. The record is from RefSeq and is a predicted model, not a curated record. The transcript is spliced from 2 exons.